GCAGGAUGGAGGAUCCUCCCUGGAAGCUGCAGGAGCAGCUUCUCGUGACGUCAUGACAGCAGCAUCAGCUGUUAGCUCUGCGUUCAGCCUUUUCGCCGCCGAUCUCCGUCCGCACAAACCAAAUAUAUGCGAUCCCCUCCAAACCCUGAAAUGGCGACACAGGAGGUACCGCUGAACGAGACUCUGGCGCAUCUGAAAACCGAAUCGGAGACGCUGAAGUCGAAGCUUGAAGAGGAGCGAGCGAAGCUGCACGACGUGGAGCUACAUCAGGUGGCGGAGAAGGUGGAGGGGCUGGGCCAGUUUGUUAUGAAAACCCGGAGGACUCUGAAGGGUCACGGCAACAAAGUUCUGUGCAUGGACUGGUGCAAAGACAAGAGGAGGAUCGUCAGCUCCUCACAGGAUGGCAAAGUGAUUGUAUGGGAUGGUUUCACCACCAACAAGGAGCACGCUGUGACAAUGCCUUGCACUUGGGUGAUGGCGUGCGCCUAUGCCCCCUCUGGCUGUGCUGUUGCCUGUGGAGGUUUGGACAACAAAUGCUCUGUGUACCCAUUGUCUCUGGACAAGAAUGAGAACUUGGCAGCUAAGAAGAAGUCAGUUGCCAUGCACACAAACUACCUGUCUGCUUGCAGCUUCACCAACUCAGACAUGCAGAUCCUGACGUCCAGCGGAGAUGGAACAUGUGCAUUAUGGGAUGUUGAGAGUGGACAGCUGUUGCAGAGUUUCCAUGGACACGCAGCAGACGUGCUGUGUCUGGACCUGGCCCCCUCCGAGACCGGAAACACAUUCGUUUCAGGGGGCUGUGAUAAGAAGGCAAAUGUUUGGGAUAUGCGUUCAGGACAGUGUAUUCAGUCAUUUGAAACUCAUGAAUCAGACAUAAACAGUGUUCGAUAUUACCCCAGUGGAGAUGCGUUUGCAUCAGGUUCAGAUGAUGCUACAUGCCGCCUGUAUGACUUACGUGCGGAUAGAGAAGUGGCUAUUUAUUCCAAAGACAGCAUCAUAUUCGGUGUUUCCAGUGUUGAUUUCUCUCUUAGUGGCCGAUUACUGUUUGGUGGCUACAAUGACUACACCAUUAAUGUCUGGGACGUUCUCAAAGGAACGCGAGUGUCUAUUCUGUUUGGCCAUGAGAACCGUGUCAGCACCCUGCGUGUUUCUCCUGAUGGGACGGCCUUCUGCACAGGCUCCUGGGAUCACACUCUUCGGAUCUGGGCAUAAGGAUGAAGAAUGGUGGAUUAAAAUGUUGAUAGUCAUAUUGAA
Molecule: messenger RNA, 1254 nt
Organism: Thalassophryne amazonica
Lineage: Eukaryota; Metazoa; Chordata; Actinopteri; Batrachoidiformes; Batrachoididae
Gene: gnb5a
Product: guanine nucleotide binding protein (G protein), beta 5a
Exons: 11
Coding region: 127-1212 (361 amino acids)
Biological process (GO): G protein-coupled dopamine receptor signaling pathway; G protein-coupled receptor signaling pathway
Cellular component (GO): cytoplasm; heterotrimeric G-protein complex
Molecular function (GO): protein binding; signaling receptor complex adaptor activity
Source: RefSeq, a predicted model, not a curated record